UGCGCGUGUGGACGGUCCUCACUCGGCUUUUCACAUGCAAGAAAAGAAUCCCAGAGCACGGCAGUUAUACAGUAUUUCAGUUACUCAAUCCCAGCUUCUCCGCGUCUGCAGGCAAUCUUUAUCUUCAUGCUGUAUCACCAUAGACGUUUGUCCGAUUAGCCAGCUACGCGAUAAGACAGCAAUCAGCCGAUAGCAACCGCAACCGCCGAGAGUGGGCGCCCGAUAAGUGAGGGAGGACAACGAGACCACCCGCAGGAAAGAACUUCCGCAGAAGAACACCAGAGCUUCUCUGCGCUGAAGAUAUGGCACCAGCAGAUUCGCGGAAACCACACGAGUUGGCACAUGGAGGGCUCGGUCCGCCUCCUCUUACUGCUGCUGAAGUGCUCGCGCAUCCAGAGUUCCCGCACACGCACUGGGAUUUGAAGCCUGAUCGGAAGGAGAAGAUCGAUGUGGCGAAGGGGAGAGGCGGUCCUUUCAAGGUCGCUUAUGAGAUCCAUGGACAUGGCCCAUCUAAGAUUGUCUGGAUUAUGGGGCUGGGAGGCUUCAUGAAGACAUGGCAACGGCAGACCAGGGACUUCGGACAUACCCAGGCCGACAAGUAUUCAUGUCUCAUCUUCGACAACAGAGGUAUGGGUGAGAGCGACAAGCCACUUCUACGUUACACCACAUCUGAAAUGGCGCGGGAUGUGAUCGAAUUGCUCGACCACGUGGGCUGGACUGAGGACCGCAGCGUACACGUGGUGGGCAUCAGCAUGGGCGGCAUGAUAUCCCAAGAACUUUCUGCUCUCAUCCCGCAAAGAAUUUGUAGUCUGAACCUCAUCUCAACAGCACCAAGAGUCGUUCGAACAAUUCCUUUCCUUGACAACAUCAAGAACCGCAUCAAUCUCGUCAUCCCAAAAUCGCUCGACAACCAGAUUGCUAAAGUGAAAGGCGACUGUUACUCAACAGAAUGGCUCGCGAAACCCGACGAAACUGAAUACGUAGUUCAGCCUUUCCCCACAAACGGCGACCGCUUUGCCGCUGGAGAACUAAGCAAACGCCUCAACCCAGACGCUUUCACUUCGACCGGCUUUAUCUGUCAACUCUAUGCCGCUGGCUUCCAUCAUAAAUCUCCUGCACAGCUCAAGAAGAUCGGCGACGAAAUCGAUCGAAGGCGGAUUCUUAUCUUGCAUGGAAAACAGGACAAAAUGUUGGGUUUCGUGCACGCAGAAAUGUUGAUUAAGGAUUUCGGAGGAGAGGGGUCAGGCAUUACGACUUCGAUUCAUGAGAAAUUGGGGCAUGUUGCGCCAUUUGAGUUGAGGAAGGAGUUCAACAGCCUUAUUGCUGAGAGGAUCGAGAAGACGGAGGCUUUGAACAAGGAGUAGAGGACGUGGGUCUUUCGGUAUUGGGCAUUUUCGAGCAAGGCGCUGGUUCUGGGCAUGCGUUGUUGUCGGAUUGUGAAUAUUCUAACCCAGUAUAUUGGCGCAGAUAUGAACAGAGCUAUCUUUAGCCCAUCUCCGAGUUCUGUCCUCCUUACAACCCUUCUCAAGAUUGAACCCGUGGCCUCGUUUUCCGGUUGAUAAGAGAGCAUAUCCGGGAAUCUGGUCGCAAAUGCGAUUCGCCCUACGCUCACUUCUUACUCUUCUUUUCGAACGCCCCAUCAAGCUUCGUCUGACUGGGCUCUCUCUUAUGCCCUCUUGGACUAGCCUUCGUCUUCGCCUGCGGCGACGAAGCAGCACUCGCAUUCCCCUUCUUCCCAGACCCACUGCCCUUCGGAGUCGCUGGCGCCUUCAAAUCCACAUGAUCGUGUUCCGUCCCAUCUGCACUCUCCCACGACUG
Messenger RNA from Cercospora beticola, 1818 nucleotides. RefSeq names its product alpha/beta fold hydrolase. The record is from RefSeq and is a predicted model, not a curated record. NCBI's taxonomy places the organism in Eukaryota, Fungi, Ascomycota, Dothideomycetes, Mycosphaerellales, Mycosphaerellaceae.